AUAAGGACAAGGUUCCUCACGCUGAGAAUAAGAUUCCUCACGCUGAGCACAAGGGUCCUCACGCUGAGGACAAGGCUCCUCAAGCUGAGGACAAGGUUCGUCAAGCUGCGAACAAGGUUCCUCACGCUGAGGACAAGGCUCCUCACGCUGAGGACAAGGUUCUUUACGCUCAGGACAAGGUUCCUCACGCUGAGGACAAGGUUGCUCACGCCGAGCACAAGCUUCCCCAAGCUGAGAACAAGGUUCCUCACGCUUGGGACAACGCUCCUCACGCAGAGAACAAGGUUCCUCAAGCUGGUGACAAGGUUCCUCACGCUGAGGACUAGGUUGUCACGCUGAAGACAAGAUUCUCACGCUGAUGACAAGGUUCGCACGCUGAGGACAAGGUUCCUCAAGCUGAGGACAAGCAUCCUCAAGCUGAGGACAAGGUCUUCAUGCUGAGGACAAGGUUCUCACGCUGAGCACAAGACUCCUCAAGCUGAGGACAACAUUUCUCAAGCUGAGGACAAGGUCCCUCACGCUGAGGACGAGGUUCCCCAAGCUGAGGACACGGUUCCUCACGCUGAGGACAAGGUUCCGCAAGCUGAGGACAAGGUUUCUCACGCUGAAGACAAGGUUCCUCAAGCUGAGGACAAGGCUCCUCAUGCCGAGCACAACCUUCCACAAGCUGAGAACAAGGUUCCUCACGCUUGGGACAACGCUCCUCACGCAGAGAACAAGGUUCCUCACGCUGGUGAAAAGGUUCCUCACGCUGAGGACAAGGUUGUCACGCUGAGGACAAGGUUCUCACGCUGAGGACAAGGUUCGCACGCUGAGGACAAGGUUCCUCACGCUGAGGACAAGCAUCCUCAAGCUGAGGACAAGGUCCUCACGCUGAGGACAAGGUUCUCACGCUGAGGACAAGACUCCUCAAGCUGAGAACAACAUUUCUCACGCUGAGGACAAGGUCCCUCCCGCUGAGGACAAGGUUCCCCAAGCUGAGGACAAGGUUUCUCACGAUGAGGACAAGGUUCCGCAAGCUGAGGACAAGGUUUCUCACGCUGAAGACAAGCUUCCUCACGCGGAGGACAAGGUUCCCCACGCUGAGGAAAAGGUUCCCCCUGCAGAGGACAAGGUUCCUCACGCAGAGGACACGGUUCCUCCUGCUCAGGACAAGUAUCGUCAGGCUGAAGACAAGAAUCUUCACGCUGACAACAAGGUUCCCCAAGCUGAGGACAAGGUCCCUGACGCUGAGGACAAGGUUCCUUUCGCUAAGGACAGGGUUCUUCAUGCUGAGGACAAGUUUCCUCACGCUGAGGACAAUGUUCACCAAGGUGAGGACAAUGUUCCUCACGUUGAGGAUAAGGUUCCUCACGCUGAGGACAAGGUUGCCCAAGCUGAGAACAAGGUUUCUCACGCUGGGGACAAGGCUCCUCACGCUGAGGACAAACCUCCUCACGCUGGUGACAGGGUUCUCACGCUGGGGACAAGGUUGCCAAAGCUGAAGACAUGUUACCCCACGCUGAGGAGAACCUUCCCCACGCUGAUGACAAGUUUUCCCGCGCUGAUGACAAGGUUCCUCUCGUUAAGGACAAGGUUCUUCACGGUUGGGUCAAGGUUACCCACGCUGAGGACAAGUUUCCUCACGCUGAGGACAAGGUUCCCCAUAUUGGAUUUGAAUAUUUAUUCGAACAGUCACAUUUUUGUGAUAAAAUAUGAACAUUUAAUGAGUAAAAUAUAUCGAGAUACAACUUGA
This is a messenger RNA of Paramuricea clavata, 1735 nucleotides long. The record is from the annotation of a GenBank genome assembly. NCBI's taxonomy places the organism in Eukaryota, Metazoa, Cnidaria, Anthozoa, Malacalcyonacea, Plexauridae.